CGCUGUGCACAGUAGAGUGAAGGCCUGAAAGCCGAAAGUGACGAACCAAUGAAAAACACAGCAAAUAAACAGAGCACAUGAAACCAAAAACUCCUCCAAAGCACAGAAAAAAGCACUCAACUUUCCGCUGUCUCUCGGAAUUAUUAGGGUUCUUCUUCUUGCUUCCUGUUGCUUUUUAAUGACCUUUUCCACCCAAAUUCAAUGCAUUUUCCUCUCGAUUUCCACAAGAUCCACAACCUCAGAAAAUCGCCGCCUCUGAGAUCUCAUAUUCAUUUCACUAGUACUUCUCCUCCUCCUCCUCCUAUAUAUGCCAUGUUUGGUUGUUGAUUUCAAACCCCACACAAUGUUUCAGAUCGCUGUUUGUUUUCUUCCUUUGAUUUGGUUUCAAAGCGUUCGACUUCGAGAUCCGAUCUUACGAUAAAUCUUCAUUCAGCAUCGGGAAUUCCAAAUUUGUGCUUUGAUUUCGAGUUUCUGCUGAGGAAUCGAAGCGAAUAUGUAUAUGCGAAUGCCUUUCGUGCUUCAAUUUUCUCGUUUUUCAUUGAAAUUUCAGUUUUCGUGACCAAUCUGAUCGAUUUUAGGCCUCUACACACUCAUGGUUCAGAAACAUUCUCUUCAAAAAUUACUUAGACAGUGAUGGGUUGUGCUUGUUAAGUGUGUAGAUUUGUUCUAAAGCUAUACUUACUAGUGCUAUUUUGUGGGUUUAUUAUUACAAGUGUUUUUGAGUUUGAAGAAAUGAUCACAAUGUCCUGCAAGGAUGGUAAGGGAGUGAUGGAUAAUGGGAAAUAUGUUCGAUACACACCUGAGCAGGUUGAAGCCCUUGAGAGGGUUUAUCACGAAUGCCCCAAACCCAGUUCAAAUCGCCGCCAACAGCUCAUUAGAGAAUGCCCUAUUCUGUCCAACAUUGAGCCCAGACAAAUCAAAGUUUGGUUUCAAAACAGAAGAUGCAGAGAGAAACAGAGGAAAGAGUCUUCGCGGCUUCAAUCCGUGAAUAGGAAGCUGACGGCUAUGAACAAGCUUUUGAUGGAAGAGAACGAUAGGCUGCAGAAACAAGUGUCACACCUGGUGUAUGAAAAUGGCUACUUCCGCCAACAUACUCAGAAUACGACACUUGUAACUAAAGAUGGAAGUUGUGAGUCGGUGGUGACGAGUGGUCAACAACACUUGGCGCCUCAGCAUCCGCCAAAGGAUGCUAGUCCUGCAGGGCUUUUGUCCAUUGCAGAAGAGACUUUAACAGAGUUUCUUUCAAAGGCCACUGGAACUGCUGUUGAGUGGGUCCAAAUGCCUGGAAUGAAGCCUGGUCCGGAUUCUAUUGGAAUCGUUGCUAUUUCUCAUGGUUGCACUGGUGUGGCAGUACGAGCAUGUGGCCUGGUCGGUUUAGAGCCCACAAGGGUUGCAGAAAUCCUGAAGGAUCGGCCUUCGUGGUUUCGCGACUGCCGAGCUGUGGAUGUGCUGAAUGUGAUCCCUACCACUAAUGGUGGGACCAUUGAGCUACUUUACAUGCAGCUAUAUGCGCCAACGACUUUGGCACCUGCUCGUGACUUCUGGUUGUUACGCUAUACUUCUGUUAUGGAUGAUGGAAAUCUUGUGGUAUGUGAAAGAUCACUUAGCAACACACAGAAUGGUCCAAGCAUGCCACCAGUGCAGAAUUUUGUGAGAGCUGAAAUGCUUCCUAGUGGGUAUCUGAUUAGAUCUUGUGAAGGGGGUGGCUCAAUCAUCCACAUUGUUGAUCAUAUGAAUUUGGAGGCGUGGAGUGUUCCUGAAGUAUUGCGUCCACUGUAUGAAUCAUCAACUGUGCUUGCUCAGAAGACAACAAUGAUGGCUCUACGCCAAUUAAGGCAGAUAGCUCAGGAGGUUUCUCAGUCUAAUGUCACCAACUGGAGCAGAAGGCCUGCAGCUCUACGAGCACUUAGCCAGAGGUUGAGCAGGGGUUUCAAUGAGGCUCUCAAUGGUUUUACUGAUGAGGGGUGGUCUAUGAUGGAAAAUGAUGGCAUGGAUGAUGUUAGCAUCCUUGUUAACUCUUCACCUGACAAAUUGAUGGGCUUAAAUCUGACCUUUUCUAAUGGAUUUCCAGCCGUCAGCAAUGCAGUCUUGUGUGCAAAAGCGUCAAUGCUUUUGCAGGAUUUAAUUAAUGAUGGAAGCAUCUUAAAUGUGCCCCCUGCAAUACUUCUUAGGUUCUUGCGGGAGCACAGGUCAGAAUGGGCAGACAGCAGUAUUGAUGCUUACUCAGCUGCAGCUGUCAAAGUUGGUCCCUGUAUCUUACCAAGGGCUCGAGCUGGAAGUUUUGGGGGCCAAGUAAUUCUUCCACUAGCUCAUACUAUUGAGCAUGAAGAGUUAUUGGAGGUCAUUAAGUUGGAAGGUGUUGGCCAUUAUCCUGAAGAUGCAAUAAUGCCUAGAGACAUGUUUCUCUUGCAACUAUGCAGUGGCAUGGAUGAGAAUGCUGUUGGCACCUGUGCUGAACUCAUAUUUGCUCCUAUUGAUGCCUCAUUUGCUGAUGAUGCACCUCUUUUGCCUUCUGGUUUUCGCAUCAUUCCUCUUGAUUCUGGAAAGGAAGCCUCUAGUCCAAAUCGCACCCUUGAUCUUGCUUCUGCUCUUGAGAUUGGACCAGCUGGAAAUAAAGAAUCUAAUGAUUGUGCUGGUAUUAGUGGAAGUACAAGAUCUGUGAUGACAAUAGCAUUUGAAUUUGUGUUCGAAAGCCACAUGCAAGAAAAUGUAGCAUCAAUGGCCCGACAGUACGUCCGUAGCAUUAUAUCAUCUGUUCAGAGGGUGGCGUUAGCACUCUCUCCAUCUCAUCCGAAUUCCCAUGGUGGUCUUCGGCUUCCUUUGGGUACUCCUGAAGCAAAUACACUUUCCCAGUGGAUCUGCCACAGUUACAGAUGCUACUUGGGAGUAGAGCUACUCAAGUCUGGCAUUGAAGGAAGUGAGUCCACCCUUAAAACACUCUGGCACCACUCAGAUGCUAUUAUGUGCUGCUCGUUAAAGGCAUUGCCCGUUUUCACCUUUGCAAACCAGGCCGGCCUCGACAUGCUUGAGACAACCUUGGUUGCCCUUCAAGACAUAACUUUGGAAAAAAUACUCGAUGAUCAUGGAAGAAAAACUCUGUCCUCCGAGUUUCCACAAAUUAUGCAACAGGGUUUUGCUUGUCUUCAAGGAGGCAUAUGUUUGUCAAGCAUGGGAAGGCCAGUUUCUUACGAGAGAGCUGUGGCUUGGAAAGUGUUGAAUGAAGAAGAAAGUGUGCAUUGCAUGUGUUUCAUGUUCAUGAAUUGGUCAUUUGUUUAAUGGUCAGGACUAAGAUGUACAACUCUUAAUACUGCUCUCUUUCCUUCUGUGUGUGUUGUGUGUUUGUUUUAGGUUUUUUUUCUUGCUCAUUUUGGUGUGGUACCUGGGGGAACUGAUAGGGACCCAUUGCAUGUUGGUCGUCCUUUUGCAAUCUUUGUGCAUUGAAUCUGAUUCCAUGCUUUUGUUGCAAUGCUGUACCUAUCUAUACACACCCAAUUCAGUCACUCUUGGCACUUUUUAAUUAAUGGCUGUAAUAUUGGAAGAAAUAUUUAGUAAGGUCGACCUUUAUAGAACACAAUGGUUUGCUCUU
Molecule: messenger RNA, 3586 nt
Organism: Camellia sinensis
Lineage: Eukaryota; Viridiplantae; Streptophyta; Magnoliopsida; Ericales; Theaceae
Product: homeobox-leucine zipper protein ATHB-15
Molecular function (GO): DNA-binding transcription factor activity; DNA binding; lipid binding
Source: RefSeq, a predicted model, not a curated record